AGCUGUCACCUGCUGUGAGAUAGUCACCCUCACGUACUCUUGUGCGACAAGAAAUUGUCAAAAUGAUACCAAAGUGAAAUAUUUCAGUGUGAAAAUAUGAUCGACACGCGGUAUGUUUUUAUGACAGGCCCCGUAAUUCUCGGAUUGUUUCUGGCGAUAUUCGACAGCAUCGCCUGGGCCCUCGUGAUCAUCCUGACAUACAGCGUCAGCGCAUUAUGGGGUGUGACAAUUCUGGACUAUCUAGGAGUUAGUGUCAACACUCAUCUACCCGGGGAUGUUUGCAGACCGAGGGAUGAUGGGGCCUGCAGGGUGUGCAGUGGAAGUGCAUGCAAUCGACACAAGCCCUCUGUCUACAAUACACAUGUCAAAGUGCCUAAGGACUUUGACGUCGCUCUCCAGAACCUUCUGGAAACAGUUCUUCAAACGUACGUAUGCGAAUGGUACUCGACGUUCUCCUCCGACGAGGCAUUUCUGCAAGAAUUGAGAUUAACAAUAGCCACAGCAGCGAGAAACAUUAUCUCCAGAUUAUUUCGUGCAGAUAUUUCAGAAGUUAUUUUUAAUAAUUUGAUCCCAGUGGCUCUGCAACACGCAGAGGACUGGCGACUGCUGGCAAUUCACGCCCGCAAAAAUGGAAAUAAACCAGAAGACAAUGUUAUCGAUUAUCUAGGGCACAGAAUCCACCCAGCAGCUCUCUCUCGAGAUGCUGAACUAAACUACCUGAGAGGACUGGUUACAGGGUUCAUCCCACACUUGAUCCCUAGUUCCUACAUUUCUACGAAUAACAAGGUGAUUCUGCGGGAGAUUCUAGCGAAUUGGGUGCUCCUCCCUGCAAUGGACGCUUUAUCAGAUCCCGAUACUAUAAACUUCCUCGUCGAAUUGUGUACUCAGUACCAAGGGGACUUGUCCCAAGAGCUUGAUGCCGUUGAAGUUCCGGCACUGCAAUCCUGGAUAACUCCGAGGAUUAUUGUUCAAGAUACCGAAGAUCCCCUGAAACCCUCGCUGGAACAAGUAUUAGAAAGUCCAGAGUUGCUGUAUUUAUUCAUGCAACACAUUAAGGAAUCUGGACCUGUUAAUUUACUGCAGUUUUGCUUGGAUAUCGAUGACCUGAGCAAGCGAAUGCUGACCCCAGACAUGACUUCAGACCUGGAAGAGAGUCUCUACACCUCAGCCCAGAGCAUUUACUCGUCGUACCUGGAUCCAGAGGGUGGGGAAUACUUGCACCUACCCUGGCACAUCUCCCAGGGAAUGCACGAUAUCCUGGAAGGAGGUCCCAGUAAAGUUCAGGAAUUGCGUACAUCACGCCCCCUGUAUCAGGCGCACCAGGAGGCACACGCCAGAUUAGAGGCGAUCUGUUUGCCCUCGUUCCACCACAGCUUUGAGCUCUACAAACUGCUCUGCGGUUCCCCAGUCUCCGCGACCUUCACGAGAUCCGCGUCUCAGCAUAGUACGAUGUCAGGUGGGCCAGGAGUUGGAGCAAGACUGAGCAAUCAAUUGGGAAGAAUCCGCGGAGUUUUGAGGGCCUCAGCGGUGGAUGGGGCGCCUUUUCAGUCUCCAGAUGUGUUUCAAGCGGAGGAGGUAGACUGUACCCCUAGAACCUUCGACUCAGCCCUCUACGAGGACAAAUCCGCGAGGGAUUUAACCACCUGGCGAGUCACUGUACCCCACGUUGACGGGGGUGGAGCUUUCCCCCUGUAUAUGAUAGCAGUUCACAGUGUUGCGGAGGACAAAUCCUGGACGGUUCUACGGAGGGACCAGGACUUUCACGUUUUGAGGGCUCGUCUCAUGGAAUUUCAUGGUGACAGGGAGAUGAACGAUUCCCCUCUACCGACCAGGAAGAACCAGACGGCCUCCCUCACUGCCAACCGGCAACGGUACCAGGAUUUCCUUCAAAAACUUGUGGCAAAACCCACCCUCAGAAGCAGUGAACUUCUCCAUAUUUUCUUAACUGCUCCCAAUCUCAAGUCUUAUCUCACUAAUUACUCAACACCUGAUAUUGGAAUUCUUUAUCAGAAUGUUGCGCACAAAUUAAGGAAGGAAAAGGGACAGCAUCUGGAUAAAUUCAUGAGUACUUUGCUCGCCUCUACUUUUGUCAAGUACGAGCACGCAGAUUUGGGAAUUGAACCUGUUGAGCAGGUGGCAGACGUCAAGAAGGGCAGAAAUUUCAGGUCUACUGUCUUCGAGGAUAAUUUGGGGAUCAAAGAGAUGAAGGAACUGCCUUACAUUUCCACUGGUACCAAGCAGGUAAAGGGAGCGUCUUUCUGCGUUGCCGGAGCAGUUGAGAAUUUGCUGGGAGUCAGUGGACUGGUCUCUCAGUGCACCUGGUUGCUUGCCUCGUUGGCUCGUUCAUCGUUAGAUUCAGUUUGUAAUAAAUUCAUGAACCGGAUAUUAAUGAAACUCCUGAGUGGAGGGCGUGCAGCAGUCGUCGUCAAACUUCUGCAUAAUGCAAUGUUCGAAGAGAAAUCUUCGAUUGAUGUAAAUCCAUCGAGCAGAGCUGAGCGAUACAAAAGCGCCAAGGAGGGAUUACACUCGUUACUCCCAUGGUGGUGUUUUGGUUUACACACUAAUUAUUGGUGCAAACUAAUGGACGCUCUCCUGGAGCCCCUGCAAAAUCCUUUCCUAAAUAAACAUCUGGCCUAUGUACUUGUUGAUCAAGUCCUGGUGACACUUUUUCCUGAAAUCUCUCAGAUAUAAUGCAGUUUUUCAGCCACCGGCACUUACGCCAUAAUCCCGUAAUUGCAAUGAAUUAUCAAUUGUAUAUAUCGCAUGUUUGCUCAAUUAAUUGUACAUAUGAUUUUUUUUCAAUGUUUCGUGAAAAAAUUGUUCUGAAAGUUGAGAACAAUGGUUAUGUAAAUAUGAUGGAAUACAUUAUACAAAAAAUAUAAAAAGCCGUAAUUUACCUCCAAAUAUAAUUUAUAUACACUCCAUAAGUAAUUACAUUAAAUAAUACCUUAAUUAAAUCUCGUCGCCCUGCAUACGAUAUGGUACAAAGAAUCAGUCUU
Fopius arisanus is the source of this 2999-nucleotide messenger RNA. Its product is annotated as sorting nexin-14. Gene Ontology annotation, biological process: autophagosome maturation. The transcript has 6 exons. Gene Ontology annotation, cellular component: late endosome. The coding region runs from base 97 to 2691 and encodes 864 amino acids. Gene Ontology annotation, molecular function: phosphatidylinositol binding. The record is from RefSeq and is a predicted model, not a curated record. Lineage: Eukaryota; Metazoa; Arthropoda; Insecta; Hymenoptera; Braconidae.